Messenger RNA from Abrus precatorius (Indian licorice), 1440 nucleotides. RefSeq lists its product as uncharacterized. Bases 1 to 1440 code for a protein of 479 amino acids. The record is from RefSeq and is a predicted model, not a curated record. Gene Ontology annotation, molecular function: S-adenosylmethionine-dependent methyltransferase activity. The transcript has a single exon. NCBI's taxonomy places the organism in Eukaryota, Viridiplantae, Streptophyta, Magnoliopsida, Fabales, Fabaceae.
AUGGAUUCCAAGCAUUCCAAGUUCCACGCGCUUAGCGGCUCCAUAGCGAAGCACGUGUUCUUCCGCGUCUUGUUUCUUGUCUCUGCUGUUUCCAUCGUUUCUCUGAUCCGCGUUAUACCCACCAUUGAUCUGGGAUCUUUGACUCCCAACACCUACGUUGACUGUGUCGAAGAUUCAGAUUCUGACAACGUCACUGUCACGCCCGGUUCAUACUUGUUUCAGAGCCGAAUCCUCAACACCUUCUGGGGUUCCUUUGACAACAUCACCUGCAAAAAGCACAUUAAUUUGACUUCCAUUGUUGUCACCGAGUUAAUGGGUCAACGCCUUUUGAAUCGUGGCGCAAAAAGUCUAUGCCUUGGAGAAGGGUCACCAAUGGCUGUCUCCACAAUGCAACGGUUGGGGUUCUCCAGUGUCAGUGGUGUUCACAAGGACCCCUUUGUCUCCUUCAACCAGAGGAAAAUCGUCUGCCACCUUGAGUACAAUGAUGGUUCGUUUGAUUUCGUGUUCUCCAAGGAUGUGGACAAGGUUUCUGUCCCUGCAUUGAUGGUGCUUGAGGUUGAGCGCAUUCUUAAGCCCGGUGGAAUCGGUGCCUUGCUUGUGAGUUCCACUGAUUUUUCUGCUACCCCUGUGUCUUCAUUGUUGAGAUUUUCAAGUGUAGUGCAUGUUGGUUAUGUCAACGAGCUUAGUCUUGUGGUUUUCAAGAAACGAUUUGAAAAUGAAAACACAAGUUCCCUUUUUUAUCAUCAUGGUCUUCCGGCUGAUUGUGCAAGUGUUACAUUCACCAAGCCUCUGGUGGAGUUGAUGGAGCCUCUUGUGGAGGAAAGGCCACUUCUUGAGUUUGAGAAAAGGAUCUCCUAUUUGCCCAAAUUUGUGGAUGUUUCUAGUAGGAAGAGGUUGGUGUAUAUUGAUAUUGGGGUAGGGGAGUUGAUGGAUGCAAAUGUCACUGAUUGGUUCCCACCAUAUUAUCCCAUAGAUCAGAAAGCUUUUAGUGUGUAUUUUGUUCAUUACAACGCUUCAGUGUUGUUGUCCUAUGUAAAAGGACCUCGUGUCACCUUUGUUUAUCAUCCGGGGUUGGCCCAAAAGGCUGAAGCCAAUAAGGGUGUGGAUAGGGACAUUGAUCCGUUUUUGGGGGAGAAUGAGUUUGAUUUCCUCGUGUGGUUCAAAGAAACUGUGCAAUAUGCUGAUUUUGUGGUUCUAAAGAUGAAUGCAGGGCAAGUUGAAAUGAAGUUCUUAAGGGAUAUAUUUGAGAGUGGAGCUGUAUGCUACGUGGAUGAGAUGUUUCUUAGUUGCUCAGAUAGUGGGGAUGGUAUAAGUGAAAGUAUGAACAGGAGAAAACAUUGCAUGGAUAUUUACAUGGGUCUCAGAAACAAUGGUGUCUAUGUUCAUCAAUUGUGGGAUACUAGGUUGCAUCAAGAGCCUCAAGUUUCAUAUGUACAGUGA